This is a messenger RNA of Monomorium pharaonis (pharaoh ant), 2116 nucleotides long. RefSeq names its product protein archease-like (gene Archease). The record is from RefSeq and is a predicted model, not a curated record. Gene Ontology annotation, cellular component: tRNA-splicing ligase complex. The coding region runs from base 237 to 695 and encodes 152 amino acids. Gene Ontology annotation, biological process: tRNA splicing, via endonucleolytic cleavage and ligation. NCBI's taxonomy places the organism in Eukaryota, Metazoa, Arthropoda, Insecta, Hymenoptera, Formicidae. The transcript is spliced from 4 exons.
GCUGAUCGCUUCGUUUACGUGGGUGAAUCAGCUGUGCGCGGCCAUAGACGAGUUUCAUUUCCAAGCCCGAGGAGUUGGACGACGCAUGUUGUCGCAUUGUCGAGAAGAUACAACUUUCUUUUCUCGCAGAGACUAGGAAUUGCAUCUGGGAAUCCACAUAUCAGCGUGACACACUGUAACUCUCCAUAUUCGGUUAGAAUAUCUAUUUUUGAAGGGAUUAGAAGAGGAAGGAGAUCAUGGACGAGUUGUCGGGCGGGAAUCUUGAGAUACCGCCUGCCAAAUAUGAGUAUCUGGAUCACACUGCUGACGUGCAAUUGCACGCAUGGGGCGACACCAUGGAGGAGGCAUUCGAGCAGUGUGCGAUGGCCAUGUUCGGCUACAUGACGGACCUCGAGCGUGUGCAGGCCACGCAGGUGCACUACAUCGAGGCCGACGGAGACGAUCUGGAGAGUCUACUUUUUCACUUCCUUGACGAAUUGCUCUUCAUGUUCAGCGCCGAGCCCAACAUAGUCGCCAAGAAGGUCAAGAUCACCGAAUUCGACCGGCAAGGGUUUAAGAUCAAGGCAACCGCGUACGGCGAGGAGUUCACGAUCGGCAAGCACACGCAGGGCGCGGAGGUGAAGGCCAUCACGUACUCGGCGAUGCAGAUCCUCGAGGUGGAUCAGCCCGAGGUCUUCGUGAUAGUCGAUAUAUGAUAUAAUCCCCCAUACACCGAUCGCACCGUCCGCGUAGCCCUCAAGAAUAUUUUGCUGCAUAACUUUCUGGUAACUUUCUCUCCCGAGAAAGAACGGUGGGGGAAAAAAAAACAGCAGGGAAGAAAGGGGAUGACUCGGCUCGAACAGAGGGAAGGAAAAAGUAGGGGGAGGGGCGGUCGAAGGGCAAGAAGGGAAACCGUAUGCCUCCCCUACGUAGGAUGCGGAUCCUUUUGUACUUGCCUUGUAGGGUUCAAAUAAAUACGUUACGAAGAAUGCACCGGGCCUCCCUUCUUCUUGGCUCGACUUGACUCAGGCGUGUAUCAAGAUCACUCGGACACCCCCGGGAAGGUGCAAUGAAAAUGGAAAGGACCUACUUAGACGGUCGUUUGUAGUGAGAAACGCGUGCGACAGUUUUUUUCGUUACACAUAUUUUCUAUUUGCUAUUUAGCACUGUUAGAUUACGAUCAAAUGUAGUCACUGAGAGAAAAAUGUUUGAUAUUUAACCUAUAAUUGCAUAGUAAAGUAAUUUAUGAUUAGGCGCUACAUUUUUAUAAUUAUUACUGUUUCAAUGUUGGCAAUAAUAACUUUAGAUUUAUUAUUCUAUCAACUGUGAAAAAGUUUUACAAUAAAAAUGAUGAUAAUUUUAAAUAUUAAUAUAGUAAAGAAACAAGUACGCUGGAAAAGAUUUUUACAUAGUAAAUACAAUCACAACUAAAGUGAAUGUUACUAUUUUUAAAAUAUUUGUUUACUAUUUACAUAAUAAUAAUAAUUGUAAUAGCUAUAAUUUACAUGGUUAAAAUAAAUAUGUGAUAUAUAGGUGAUUUUGAAAACGACUAUAAAAUGUAGUUAAAUUAUGGUAAUUACAAUCAUUUUUUCUCUUAGUGCAGCAGGGCCUUUUUAUUUUAAAACAGCUGUUCUUCUUAAACUAUUGUUCUCCUUUAACGUUUGUUCCGUUACAUAUUUCUCUCGCACUAAUCGUGCAAAAAUAUAGAAAAAAAUAUAGAAAACAUCAUAUGUAAAUUGAUUGCGCGCGCAACAUUCCACGCACAUCAUUAAAAUAAAGUUUAUUUAAAUCAGUCGAUUUUUAUGUGUUUUGUAUAUGCUAACAUUUGCAUUGUAUCUCUCUGAUUAAUAUUUAUCGCAAUGUGCACAAAGUUACAAAAAACAAAUUCAAAUUUCAAACGCUAGACCGUAGAUUUUGUUAAAUUUGAUAGAAAGGUAUAUCAGCACCGUGUUAAUUUCAAUUAUGCAAAAUUUAUAUCUAAAAUUUUUAUGUAGAACUGUAAAAAAAGACUUAAUAGAAUUGUGUUCUAUUACAUCUGAAUUAUUCAGCAUACGUUUGUUUGUAUUGUUGUAUUUUCGUGGUACGAAAUAAAUAAAUAAAAAUAGGAUCGAGGCAGCCUCAUCCCUUGAGAAGAUAA